AUGUCUUCCACCCUCUUCCGGUGCCAGCGCUGCAACCAGCCCCUGAAGCUCCGUGCAAUGCAGGAAGGGCCCUUGGAAGCCCAGCAGCAUGCCAGCCCCUCCCCAAGGGCCAGGACCUCCAGCAGCCCCCUUCCUGACUGUGGCAAGUCGUCCCAGGAAAGUACCUGCUCCACCUUCUCUCUGCUUGGUGAGUUGACUGCCCAGAGAACUUUUGCAAUGCAGGAAGGGCCCUUGGAAGCCCAGCGGCAUGCCAGCCCCUCCCCAAGGGCCAGGACCUCCAGCAGCCCCCUUCCUGACUGGGGGGAGUCAUCCCAGGAAAGUGCCUCCUCCACCUUCUCUCUGCUUGGUGAGUUGACUGCCCAGAGAACUUUUGCAAUGCAGGAAGGGCCCUUGGAAGCCCAGCGGCAUGCCAGCCCCUCCCCAAGGGCCAGGACCUCCAGCAGCCCCCUUCCUGACUGUGGCAAGUCGUCCCAGGAAAGUGCCUGCUCCACCUUCUCUCUGCUUGGUGAGUUGACUGCCCAGAGAACUUUUGCAAUGCAGGAAGGGCCCUUGGAAGCCCAGCAGCAUGCCAGCCCCUCCCCAAGGGCCAGGACCUCCAGCAGCCCCCUUCCUGACUGGGGGGAGUCAUCCCAGGAAAGUUCCUCCUCCACCUUCUCUCUGCUUGGUGAGUUGACUGCCCAGAGAACUUUUGCAAUGCAGGAAGGGCCCUUGGAAGCCCAGCGGCAUGCCAGCCCCUCCCCAAGGGCCAGGACCUCCAGCAGCCCCCUUCCUGACUGGGGCGAGUCAUCCCAGGAAAGUGCCUCCUCCACCUUCUCUCUGCUUGGUGAGUUGACUGCCCAGAGAACUUUGAACACUAUCCAAAAUGUUGUCUUAGAGAACUCUGAAAACCUCUCCGGCCAAAAAGAUGUGGACCACCCGCUCUGUGUGGACUGUAUGGACAAUCUUUUGAAGGAACUAGAUGCCCAGCUCACUCUAGAUGAAGCUGACACCGAGAAGUACAGACGUUUCGUGGAGAGAGAGUCGCUGGUGAGUGAGGAGGAGAGGGAGGCCAUGCAUGUGGAGCUCUUCGCUGAGCUGCGGAGUCUGGAGCAGGAAGAAGCAAGGCUGGCUCAGGAGCUGAAGGACAUAGACAGCCAGAAUGCAAGAAUAAAGGCUGAACUCAGAGCAGCCCAGGCAGAGAGCAGGGAGCUCGAACAACAGGAGGAGGAAGAUUUGAAGGAGUACGCUGCCUUGACAAAGGAACAGCUGGAGCUGAUGGACAAGCUGAGCAGUGUGGAGAACCGAUUGGCGGAUGCCCAGAAGCAGCUGUGGCGCCUGAGAAAGACCGAUAUCUUCAAUAUGACGUUUACCAUCUUGGAUGAGGGGCCGCUGGGCAUUAUCAACAACUUCAGGCUGGGCCGCCUCCCUGGCAUCCAGGUGGAAUGGGGUGAGAUUAAUGCCGCCUGGGGACAGACAGCCUUGCUGCUCUUCAGCUUGUCCAAGCUAGCUGGACUGCAAUUCCAGAGGUACCAACUAGUGCCCUAUGGGGACCAUUCCUACCUUAAGUCCUUGACUGGUGAUGGGGUGCUGCUGCUGUUCUCAGAUGGGAGCCACAGAGUCUUCCACAAUAACAAGUUUGAUCGUGGGAUGAAGGCCUUCCUGGACUGCCUGCAGCAGUUUGUGGAGGAAGCUGAGAAGAAAGGCCUCUUCCUGCCCUAUAGGAUCCACGUGAAGAGAGGGGUGCUGGAGGAUACCAGGGGCACUGGCGAGUGCUGCUCCAUCAGGACCCACCUGAACUCAGAGGAGGAGUGGGCAAAGGCUCUUAAAUUCAUGCUUACCAACUUAAAGUUGAUUCUUGCUUGGGCUUCGUCAAGGUACUGUUUUAAGAUAGAACCAGUCUGGAGCCAUUUUAAAUAA
Microtus oregoni (creeping vole) is the source of this 1896-nucleotide messenger RNA. Its product is annotated as beclin-2-like. The transcript has a single exon. Bases 1 to 1896 code for a protein of 631 amino acids. Lineage: Eukaryota; Metazoa; Chordata; Mammalia; Rodentia; Cricetidae. Gene Ontology annotation, cellular component: phosphatidylinositol 3-kinase complex, class III, type I; phagophore assembly site; phosphatidylinositol 3-kinase complex, class III, type II. Gene Ontology annotation, biological process: cellular response to nitrogen starvation; autophagy; late endosome to vacuole transport. The record is from RefSeq and is a predicted model, not a curated record.